CACACGGCCAGCAAGGGAGCAAGCCACAGGCAACUCUUCCCACCUCUUCUUCCAGGGAGUUAUCAAACUGAAAGGCGUCGCUUCCUUUGAGAUUGAAUUUCUGGUGCUUUUGCAAGUUGGUGCAGCUGAUUGGUAUGAUACUGGACUCCUGCAAACCAGAUUUGGUCUUCCACUUUGUAGGAAGGGGUUGCUGGGGGUGUUUGGUGCAAACGCAUUAAUAAUUUUGAAAAUGUUCUGGGGACCCACAGGCUGAGAACGGCUGCUCUAAGACAUAGCUACUGUUCAGCUCCAGUUCUAGGAACUGGUUUUACAAGUUCUUCAGUAUAAUUUUUCAAGACAUAUUGGUGCAGAGGUUAGGACACAAGGAAAAUGAGUACAAACAGCACCCUCUUGGAUCGGAUUGUUUUCUACCCAAUUUUAUGUGAGGGAUGGAAGCAGUAUAUGGAAGGAGCGAUCUAUCACCUUGCUGGCUUCCUCCUCCUCCUGGGAUUCAUGGGAGGAAGUGGAACGGUUGGCUCCAUCUUCAUCUUUGGCUUCUUGACCGCUGGUUUCUUCUGCGCUGCGCUCUGGGGCUGGCUAGAGGCUUGUGGACUGGACAUCUUCAUCUGGAACAUGCUCUUAGUUCUGAUCUGUCUGCUUCAGUUGGCUCACCUAGUUUACCAACUCCGUCAACACGCCUUCCCUGAAGAAUUCGACAUGCUCUACAAGCAAGUGUGCCAGCCUCUGCAAGUGCCACCUCAGGUCUACAAAGAAAUCGUCAAGUGUUGUGAGGAACAGGUUUUGCCCCUGGCCAAAGACCAGAACUAUGCUGUGGAGGGCAAGACCUCAAUUGAUCGUCUGUCAUUCUUGUUGUCUGGCAGGGUUAGAGUAAGCCAGGACGGACAAUUUCUACAUUAUGUCUUCCCAUAUCAAUUCCUGGAUUCCCCAGAGUGGGAGUCACUGCCCCCUUCGGAAGAGGGAACAUUUCAGGUAACGCUGACAGCAGAGACUGACUGUAGCUUCAUCACUUGGCAAAGGAAGGAUCUCUACUUGCUCCUGGCCAAAGAGCGCUAUAUUGCCCGCCUCUUCUCAGUCCUCCUUGGCUUUGACAUCUCAGAGAAACUGUAUGCCCUGAAUGAGAAGCUUUUUGCUAAAUUCGGCUUGCGGUUUGACAUCCGCCUUCCCAGCCUCUACCACGUCCUGGGACCUGCCUCUUCUGACAUGGAGCUGGAGAAAGAACCAGAGGAAAGCGAGGGUCCAGCAGCACCCUCGGGCCUUUUGCCCACCUUUGUCCAGACAGCUCCUGCGGCCCCUUGCACUGUGUCUCCUCCUGCCCCUCCUGCCCAUCUCAGGAGACCUCGGCCUGACAGUGACCUGUCUGGUGAGGAUUCUACCAGUCUUGUAUUGGAAGAUUUUGCUGAGUUGACAGGGUCCUUUAUGGACUAUUUGAGCGAAGGGGAAUAUAUGAAGUGAGGGCACUUCUAACAUGGGCACACAUCACCCUGUGUAACUUCUGGAAGCCUCCUGAGGAGUAAUCGCCAGGCCUCUGCAGAAAGACGAGCCCCUCUGGCUCCUACGCAGACCCCAGAACUCUAGAGAAAGAGUUUGGACUCUCAAAGACGUCACCAUAUGGUCACUCAUGGCUGAUCAUAAUGGGGCUCAUUACUUGUGUGUCGACACGUGGAUUGCACCAGCACCAGCAUGGCGCACUUGGAAGUGCAUGCAUGAGACUGAAGUGUGAUGUUGGAACACUUCCCACAGAUUGUUGAGCUGCAGUGGCACCAGGCUCUUUCUGAUUGUCUGUAUUCUUGAGCACUUGCCGUACGGUUCUGCUGUGAGGUGAAUUAAACGUCUGGGAAAUGGUAUCUAUA
Molecule: messenger RNA, 1850 nt
Organism: Podarcis raffonei (Aeolian wall lizard)
Lineage: Eukaryota; Metazoa; Chordata; Lepidosauria; Squamata; Lacertidae
Gene: POPDC2
Product: popeye domain containing 2
Exons: 4
Coding region: 370-1452 (360 amino acids)
Cellular component (GO): sarcolemma
Molecular function (GO): cAMP binding
Source: RefSeq, a predicted model, not a curated record